ACGGAGGGCUGGUGGAGUGGAGCAUUCUAACCUCAGACAAGAACUCACAGAGAACAAACCCUGGUUUGUUUCCCACAUUUUUGUGAUUAACUAAAGAUCCAGGCUGUGGCGCAGUAAGUAGACAGCAAACAGAGGCAACAGCAAAAAAAAAAGCCAUGACUGAAUCCAGCCAACCCAGAAAGAUGAACCGGGCCAAGCUGGUGGUUCUGGGUCGAGACAACUGUGGAAAGACAGCCCUGUGUGUAAGAUUCAUCACUAGACGCUUCAUAGGAGAGUAUGACCAUAAAAAGGAGGUCACCUACAGGUGUCGGAAAACUGUGGACAGCGAGCCAAUCGAUCUGGAGAUGUUAGACACAGCCAACAAGCAGGAGUGUGUUGGCUCUACAGGGUCAUCUCUGGAGAGCUCUAUCAGGUGGGGCGAUGGCUUCCUCAUUAUCUACUCCAUCACGGACCGCAGUAGCUUUGAGGCCGUCUCACGUCUAAAGAGGCUCAUCGACCACAUCAAGCAGGCCCUGGGCAUCCCUACAGUGAUUGUGGCCAACAAGACAGACGUGGAGAACGGGCGGGUUGUGAGAACUGAGGAGGGUCAGACCCUAGCUGCAGACCUCAGAUGCAGUUUCUACGAGCUGUCGGUGGCAGAGGGCUGUGUUGCCGUGGAGACAGCGGUGGCCCAGCUGGUCAGGGAGGUGCGUUUAGAGUACCAGCGCCACCUGCUGGUGAUGGACACGCGCUCCCGCAUGCUGCAGAUGACGCACGCGCUAAGGAGCAGGCUCACCCGCAGCAAGACCAUGCAGUGGUAAAUGAACUGGUCCCGAUAGGUCACUUGACUCUAACCACCCAGAAGUGCUGAAGACUUUCUACAUAGCUAAGCCACACUAUUGACAUCACUAGGUCCAUGGUGGGCAGUACUUUGACAGGACACAGCCCUCUGGACAUCCAGGACAAGCCCAGCACAACCUAGUGGAGGAAAGACAAGAGUUCUGGACUGUUGAUGGGACUGGGAGCAUGUGAAGACAGUGUUGUAAUGCACUGGAUAUGAGUGUGUAGAAGAGACUGAUUAUCUGGGUGUUGUUUUGCAUAAUAGAGUCAUAAUAGGACUCUACAGAAUGUGCCAUAUCCGCCUGCUCUUUGAUGUCAGACUACCAGAAAGGUAAGACUCAAAGACACUUGCCUGAACUAUG
Molecule: messenger RNA, 1181 nt
Organism: Hypomesus transpacificus
Lineage: Eukaryota; Metazoa; Chordata; Actinopteri; Osmeriformes; Osmeridae
Exons: 7
Coding region: 156-800 (214 amino acids)
Molecular function (GO): GTP binding; GTPase activity
Source: RefSeq, a predicted model, not a curated record